AUGUCCGAAAAAGAAAACUUCCAACAACGCCCCUCCACCGGCAAAGAUCUCGAAGCUCAGAAUGACGACUCUAGCCAUAACGAUGAUUCCAAAAAUCCCUCCUCGGAUUCCCAAAAACCUCAAUUCAAAUCCACCGACGCCCGCCAACACCAAACUUCCUCCGACCCCAACAUCGUAGACUGGGAAGGACCCUCCGACCCCCAAAACCCUCGAAACUGGCCCACGAAAUCCAAAAUUUACAACACAUCCCUCGUAAUCGUCCUCUGCCUCCUCACCCCGCUAGCCUCAAGCAUGUUCGCCCCGGGCGUUCCCCAAGUGCUUCAAGACUUUGGAUCCUCAGGAACAGCCACGAUCGCCGAACUCGUAGUUUCCAUCUACAUUCUAGGAUUCGCAGUCGGACCACUCAUAAUCAGUCCUCUAUCGGAAAUCUACGGCCGGUAUCCGGUAUACGUGGUCUGCAACAUUUUCUUCCUGAUAUUCACAAUCGCCUGCGCGGUCUCUUCUUCGAUCAGCCAGUUAAUCGUAUUUCGCUUCUUCGCGGGGUGUUUUGGAGUUUGUCCUGUUACAUUAGGCGGGGCUUCGAUUUCGGAUCUCAUUCCGCAAGAGAAAAGAGGUGCGUCGAUGGCACUUUUCGGAAUGGGACCGCUCUUGGGACCUGUGAUUGGACCUGUUGCCGGCGCAUACUUGGCCGCGGCUGAGGGUUGGAGAUGGACGUUUUGGGUGAUUGCGAUUGCGUAUGGAGUCUUCACGAUUUUGCAUGCGGCGUUGUGUAAGGAGACGUAUUCUGUUGUCUUGCUGGCGAGGAAGACGAGGAAGAUGCAGAAAGAGACGGGGAAUUUCGAUUUGAGGUCUGCGCAGGAUGAUGGGCUGACGGAGAAGGUCCGGAUUCAGAGGGCUGCGGUUCGGCCUUUUAAGAUGUUGCUGCGAAGUCCGAUUGUGGGGUUGAUGGCGGUUUAUGCGGCGUUUGUUUAUGGGGUGUUGUAUCUGUUGUACACGACUUUUACGUUUGUGUUUGAGGAGUAUUAUGGUUUCAGCUCGAGUAAUGUUGGGUUGACGUAUCUGGGGUCGGGGAUUGGGAUGUUUCUUGGGCUGUUCCUGAUCGGUGCCGCAAGCGACAAAUUGUUGAAGAGUAAGGCGGCGAAACAUGAUGGGGAGUUGAAGCCGGAGUACAGGUUGUUGCCCUUGAUGUACACGGCUUGGUUGAUCCCGGUCGGCUUGUUUAUCUAUGGUUGGACGGUGCAGUAUCGGGAGCAGUGGGCGAUACCUCUGUUUGGCACGCUUCUGUUUGGUGUUGGGAUCAUUGCGGCUUUGAUCUGCAUUCAGCAAUACCUCAUCGAUGCUUACACACUAUACGCUGCUUCCGCUGUUGCAGCCAACACGGUUCUUCGCUCUAUUGUGGGAGGACUGCUCCCACUGGCUGGGUUGUCCAUGUAUGAGAAAUUGGGAUUGGGCUGGGGAAAUAGUCUGAUCGCCUUCAUCGCGCUGGCCCUCACUCCGGUGCCGUUCGUGUUCUAUAUAUGGGGUGAGCGAAUACGUAAGAGCGGGCCAGUGAGUCUGUAG
Messenger RNA from Pseudocercospora fijiensis CIRAD86, 1560 nucleotides. RefSeq lists its product as uncharacterized. The record is from RefSeq and is a predicted model, not a curated record. Lineage: Eukaryota; Fungi; Ascomycota; Dothideomycetes; Mycosphaerellales; Mycosphaerellaceae. The transcript has 2 exons. Gene Ontology annotation, biological process: transmembrane transport. Gene Ontology annotation, molecular function: transmembrane transporter activity. The coding region runs from base 1 to 1560 and encodes 519 amino acids.